Cololabis saira (Pacific saury) is the source of this 4508-nucleotide messenger RNA. It is a transcript of the gene cds2, whose product is annotated as CDP-diacylglycerol synthase (phosphatidate cytidylyltransferase) 2. Gene Ontology annotation, molecular function: phosphatidate cytidylyltransferase activity. The transcript has 13 exons. The record is from RefSeq and is a predicted model, not a curated record. NCBI's taxonomy places the organism in Eukaryota, Metazoa, Chordata, Actinopteri, Beloniformes, Belonidae. Gene Ontology annotation, cellular component: endoplasmic reticulum membrane. The coding region runs from base 155 to 1516 and encodes 453 amino acids.
GGGAUCCGCAGCCGCUGAUUUGUCAUCGAUUUGGUUUCCUGAGUGGAAAAAAAAAGUGUUGCUCGCAACAUUUAUCUCGGGGCUUUGCAAAAUCCAAACACACGUUGAAGCGUUUGAAGCCUCGCUGCUGUCUUUACGCGACGAUCCGCCCGAAAUGACGGAGUUAAGACACCGCGGAGCGGCGGACACCGAGCAGGCGCUGCAGCCGCAGCCGUCAGAGGACAAGGGGUCAGACAGUGAGCUGAAGCCAGAAAAGGAGGGCGUGUCUGACAGCGAGUCCAAGGCAGACUCGGGAGUCCCAGAGGUGCCGGUCCCUCCCGAUGACACUCCAGAGGUUCUAAACAAGGCCUUGUCUGGACUCUCCUCAAGAUGGAAGAACUGGUGGGUGAGAGGAAUCCUCACGCUAGCCAUGAUCUCCUUCUUCUUCUUUAUCAUCUACUUGGGCCCCAUGGUGCUUAUGAUGAUUGUCCUCUGUGUUCAGAUCAAGUGCUUCCAUGAAAUCAUCACCAUCGGUUACAGCGUGUACCACUCCUACCACCUGCCCUGGUUCAGGACGUUGAGCUGGUACUUCCUGCUGUGUGUGAACUACUUCUUCUACGGUGAGACUGUCACUGAUUACUUCUUCACACUGGUGCAAAGAGAGGAGCCACUUCGCAUCCUCAGCAAAUACCACCGCUUCAUCUCCUUUGCCCUCUACCUCUCAGGGUUUUGCAUGUUUGUGCUGAGUUUGGUGAAGAAACAUUAUCGUCUUCAGUUCUACAUGUUCGGUUGGACCCAUGUGACUCUGCUGAUUGUGGUGACUCAGUCUCAUCUUAUCAUUCACAACCUGUUUGAGGGGAUGAUCUGGUUCAUCGUGCCCAUUUCCUGUGUGAUCUGUAACGACAUCAUGGCCUACAUGUUUGGUUUCUUCUUCGGCCGAACGCCUCUCAUCAAGCUGUCGCCCAAGAAAACGUGGGAGGGAUUCAUCGGCGGGUUCUUCGCCACCAUUGUGUUUGGCAUCAUGCUCUCGUACGUCAUGGCUGACUACCGCUUCUUCGUGUGUCCGGUGGAGUUCAACAACGACUCCAACAGCUUCCAGGUGGACUGUGAGCCCCCAGAACUGUUUCAGCUGCAGGACUAUGCCCUACCCAGUUUUCUGGAGUCUGUAACUGGAUGGACCACAGUCCGUCUGUAUCCGUUCCAGAUCCACAGCAUUGCUCUGUCCUCUUUCGCCUCCAUCAUGGGGCCCUUCGGCGGCUUCUUUGCCAGCGGUUUCAAGAGAGCCUUUAAGAUCAAGGAUUUUGCCAACACUAUUCCAGGUCACGGUGGCAUCAUGGACAGAUUUGACUGCCAGUACCUCAUGGCCACUUUUGUCAAUGUCUACAUUGCUAGCUUUAUCAGGGGCCCCAACCCCACCAAGGUGAUCCAGCAGCUCCUGGCCCUCCGGGCCGACCAGCAGCUCCUCAUCUUCAACUCUCUGAAGGCUCACCUGACGGAGAAAGGGCUUCUGCCGGCCCUGCAGGACAUCGCCGCGUAGAGCCGACCACUCCCACAGUGGGGGAGACGGAGAAGUCUGUUAAGUGUGAGGGAGAACACAUCCAUGAAAACAAAAGGAAAAAAAAACGAGAAACAAAACGACAGGCUAGGGUCAUUCCAUUUCCUUUAGGUUUGAGAGUGGUGCAUGUUUGUGUUCAUCCAUCUGUGAAUUCUGUUUCUGAGGCGUUUCAGGUCAAGUUUGUGGAUUACUGUACUAUCACACUUUUCCAAUAUAGUCAGUGUUUAUCUAUUAACACUGUAAAAGUCAAUGUUGAUCAGAUGUGCAUUUCUACCUGUUUACAAAAUAUCCUCUAUAUAUUAUUUGUAAAUGUGUGUGAAUAUUUUAUUGCACUUUUUAUUAGUUUUAUUCUGUUGCACUGCUCUCAGCCCUGUUACUCGCUGUGUUGUUACUUCGGCUCCACUCUCCCUGAACAUUUACGUUUGAUUUUCUUUGUUGAUUGUUUCUAUUUAUACAGAGAUUGGUUUUUAUAUUUGGUAUGUUCUACUAUAACUUAAUAUUGUCUGUUUCAGUCAGGCUGUAAUCGUCUUGCCAUCUAUCAUCCAUUUGUUUCGUGUAUUUAUUUUUUUUCUUCCUCUGAUCAUUUCUUUUAUUCGGCCAAAUUUAUUAACCAUCAUCAUGCAGAACUGUGGGUUUCUGUAGUUGGAUAAAUACCGUUUUUUUUGCUGUGAAGAACAGGACUUGGACCACGCUCUGUUAAAAGUAGUGUUAUUAAAGUGGACAUAUUGGGGCGGGGAGGGGGCAUUGAUUUUGUGAAGACACUAUCAACUCUAACAUAACACAAUUAUGUGGGUUUGUUUUGGGCAGCAAUGGUCUAAAAAUGUCUGUCGGAGAGCCGUUCAGACUGGCAGAGAACUGUGACAUCACAGGCCCAGAUCCAUUAUCCAUUUCCACCCAGUUUCCUAUCAUGCUGCAUCCACUUCACCUCAGGAGUGAGUGACAUAAAACCAUAACGCCAGUUUCUAAAGGGCCACAGCUUCUAAGAGGCGUGUCCCCUUUUUAAAAACGGCUGCGCUGUCCAGAGAAGUUUUUUGUUGUUCUAUAUUGCUACAGUAUUUUGACUAAAGCGAACAUUUCACUAAAACCUCAGGAAAGUGUCAAAUUUUGAAAAAAAAACAAGAACCCUCCCUCCUGGUUGUUGGGUGAUGGCACAUUAAUAGAUGAACUUUACUUCUUUAUAUAAUUUUUAUCUGUGGUAAUGAGCUGUCUUAUGUGUGCAGUUAAGUGGUAAGAUGUUUGGGGUGGAACUACGAGGAGCAGAGAAAACAGAUGCUCUGCCGGUAUCCUCUUCUGUGCGAUGCAGUUGCACCAUGCUUGUCUCUGCAAGGCCGAGACGCAGCAAGUGUCACCGUUACUGCUUCACCUUGUUCACCAGUAAUGAAACAAGCAGCGGCGCUUGCAUGGUUCUGCUCAGGUUGGAUGCUACAAUCAGCUACUGUUCGUACUAGUGGUCAUUCCUUAAAGUUUAACGGUUAUUUAUGACGAUGCCAAGUGUGUGUUUGAUUUGAUGGUAAACCAUAAGCUGAAGCUGUCGUACUGCUGGGUUCCUUCCUGUUUUACAAUCGUGCUAAACAAGAAAAACGAUGACUUCCUCAGCCUGUAGCUGACAUUAGCAGAUCCAUUUUUCCUCCACAUAAAUAUCUUUAACAAGCAGUGCCCUCAAAAUCUAUGCCCCCCCCCCCCCCCCCCCCGCCUCUUGGUGUAUGUCAUUGUAAGCAGUGAUCCUUAUGUGCUGUAUAGUCAAGUUUAAGUCAAACGUGACGAUUUAUGAGGUAGAGUAGUCAAAUGAGAGGCAUUACCAUGUUGGAUUGAAUUGUAUUUAAACUUCUGAAGUCGGACUGACUCUGGGGAAGAGAAUUUAAUACAUUAAAAUACAUCCAGACUGCCAUUAAAAUGCCAAAGAGAUUGAUUGAAGUUGAGUGGCCACAUUCAAAAAUAAAAGGUUCAGUUGUGUUGGGUGGUUUUAUACACAAAUAUUAAAACUAAACUCAUCCACCAACCACCCGCCAUCAUGUUUUUGUUCAUUCUGAUGAUUCUGUUGAAUAUUAUAAGAUAUUUGAUUGUUUCCUGGACGUAAGUCCAGGUGGAAGAACAGUGAAGGAGUCGUAUCCGUAUUCAGUGUACAGGAUAAGAGAAGAAUACGAACAAUCCUUAAAAGCACCCAGUGUAGCAGAGACGUAAAAGUAACCAACCACACGACAUCACCUCUUCUUGCCCUCUUUUAUGUGUCAUUUACUGACUUUAAAAGACUUUAAAAUAAUUUGUGAUCAUACAAAGUACUUUUUUUUUUUUUUAACCUUUUGCAUCAUUUGUUACGGGGUAUUUACAUUUUUAAACUUUUUUUCCCCCACAAAUUGAAUGUCAUAUUUAUUCAUCAUUCUGUUCAUUGUUAUUUCACAUCCUGCCAGUCAUAGUUGCAUCUUCAAGUAUUUAUUAAUUCGCUGUUAGCAGUUUAAAUCAAGUUACCUUAUUGUACUCUUAUUAGGAAGAGCAUUAGAAACCCGUUGAGUGUUGUUUAGUAGUUUUGCUUGCAGUGCUCUUAUUGCCACAUGGAGAGAAGUAUUGAAAUAGCAGUAUUUUCUACUGUGGUAUGGUACAACUCAGCUUAGAUAACUUGUUAUACGUGGUUUUUAAAGCGAGUUUCCUCCGGUGGCCGUAAAUCUCCCAUGUAUGUCGGGGGCUGCGCCGCCUCUGUGAUGGUUUGAUGAUGAGGUUUCAGCCACACAGCUCUGCACUGCCAUUUCACUGCCCAGCGUUAAGGACGACGGCCAGAGAGAGCUGGAGCUCCUGAGCUCGGCCGCUCUGGCCCGGCGCUGACAUUUGACCCUGCGUUGCUGCUGCUUGACACAUUCCAGCAUCCACAGAGAUGACACUCACUCACAAAUUUGCUGAAUUGUACGAAUCAAUUACAGGACUGUCUCAGAAAAUUAGAAUAUUGUGAUAAAGUUCUUUAUUUUCUGUAAUUCAUUACAAA